Messenger RNA from Iphiclides podalirius (scarce swallowtail), 414 nucleotides. The record is from the annotation of a GenBank genome assembly. NCBI's taxonomy places the organism in Eukaryota, Metazoa, Arthropoda, Insecta, Lepidoptera, Papilionidae.
AUGUUAAUACCUACCUGCGUUAUAAAAUUCUUUGAAUUGAUGCUAGCGAUCGCAUGCCUAACGUUACACCACUACAGCUACGAUUUAACAGAUAUCCCGACGCUAAUGCUGUGCUCGGGUACUUAUGUGGGAUACGUUGUCGUUCUCUCUGGAGAAAUUGUCGGGGAGAUGAUUUUCGCGCCGCUGGACCUAGUGCAGGACAUGUAUUUCGGUAUACUCGGAGUCGGUCUGUACUCUGUGUGCGGUGGUCUGGUACUAGCCGCGAGGACCCACGACCCCUCCUAUCCCAGAACCGGAGACCCGACUGCGGCCCUGGUCUCCGCGUCCCUAGCAAUCGUCAACGCCCUCGUAAUGCUAUUCGAUCUGAGCCUAGCUUACCUGGAUUCAGAGGAAUACGACGAAGAGGCGAGCAUU